Molecule: messenger RNA, 441 nt
Organism: Phialemonium atrogriseum
Lineage: Eukaryota; Fungi; Ascomycota; Sordariomycetes; Cephalothecales; Cephalothecaceae
Exons: 1
Coding region: 1-441 (146 amino acids)
Source: RefSeq, a predicted model, not a curated record
AUGCAGCUCUCAAGCAUCUUCACUCUGCUGGCCGCUGGCCUGGCUUUCGUCGCUGCCGAAGAGGGCACAACCACCUCGACCUCGACCAUGACCAAGACCGUUACUAUCACGCAAUGCAACCCGACCUUGACCGACUGCCCUGCCCGAAGCACGUCGGCUCCCUCUUACAGCGCUUCCUCGAUUCGCUCGUUCCCUCUGUCCAACUCUACCAGCACUGCCUACCCGACUGCCUACUACAACACCAGCAGCACCUACGUGGCCCCUUCUUCUUACCCUGUGGUUACCCAGACGUAUGUUGUCGUUCCAACUGCGUCUGAGUCUGAGUCUGCGUCUGCUUCCUCCACCGCUACCACCGUUCCUCAAAGCGGAGCUGGUGGCCUCCUUGUCCAGUCUGGGCUCUUGCUGGGCGUUCUUGGAGCUGGUGUUGCCCUGUUGGCAUAG